AUGGACCAAAUAUCUGGUUUGCCAGAAGCUAUACUUCAUGACAUUCUCGCAAGGCUUCCAGACAGAGAUUCUGCCAGGACUAGUGCUUUAUCAAAGGCUUGGAGAGAAACAUGGUCUACGUUUCCGAUAUUGUCUAUUUGCAGCGAUCAACUUUUUAGGAGUCAAGAUGUAACGGUAGACAAUUAUCAUAGCAAAAUAGACAAAGUUAUUGACUAUGUUGGGAGAAAAUCGCUGAGGCUCCGUGACCUAGGCUUAGCAAUCAAAGAAUUCAAGCUCAUCAUGGACUAUGUAGACCAUAAGUGCAUGGCCCACCAUGUUGAUCUAUGGAUGAAGAUGGCUAUUGAAAGUGGUGGCGAAGUAUUACAUUUACAGCUUGGCCUCCCUGGUUACUAUGUAGGGAGAUACAGUCCGGACAGGCUUUAUGAGCUUCCACUCAGUGUCAUUGAAUCCAAAUCACUUACUAAGUUGGUGUUGAUAGGCGGAAUCAGAGUUGAGCAAGCAUUCCUCACCCAUUCCAUCAAGCUUUACUCAGUGAGAAUAAUAAAACUAUGCAAUCUAGUUUUUGCAGAUGAAGGGAUUAUAGAGCGUCUCAUUUCUCAUUGUCCUCUAAUUGAAGAUUUAACGGUGGUCGAUUGUGCUGUAUAUAACCCUCCAAUUAGCGGAAUUCCUCAAGUGUUUGCGUUCAGUCUUGUGGAAUCACUAUUCUUGCAUGGUUUACAUAAGCUCAAGAAAGCUUAUGUUCAAGGAAUGCGGGAAGUAUAUAUUGGUGCUCCAAAUCUUGAGAGCUUACGUUAUAAUAAUCUUCAUCCAGAUGCAUCUUUCAAGCUGAAUUUAGAUAGUUGCACAAAUUUGAAAUGGUUGUGCUUAUGGGAUUUGAAGAGCAUUGAUUUUAGAAACAAAUAA
This is a messenger RNA of Arachis stenosperma, 903 nucleotides long. Its product is annotated as putative F-box/FBD/LRR-repeat protein At5g22610. Gene Ontology annotation, molecular function: protein binding. NCBI's taxonomy places the organism in Eukaryota, Viridiplantae, Streptophyta, Magnoliopsida, Fabales, Fabaceae. The record is from RefSeq and is a predicted model, not a curated record. The transcript has a single exon. Bases 1 to 903 code for a protein of 300 amino acids.